AUGGGAAGCAGCCAAGCCGCAGCCUCCAUCCUCAACAACAUCGCCCGCUUCGCCUUCGGUCUCGGCGCCGCCGCCACCGCCGUCAACUCCUCCCUCUACACCGUCGACGGAGGCCAACGCGCCGUCCUCUUCGACCGUUUCCGCGGCAUUCUCGAAGAUUCAAUCGGCGAAGGCACUCAUUUUCUCAUCCCAUGGGUUCAAAAGCCCUACAUCUUCGACAUUCGUACUCGUCCUCACACGUUCUCAUCGAUCUCCGGUACCAAAGAUCUUCAGAUGGUGAAUCUCACUCUCCGUGUUCUCUCUCGUCCUGAUACGCAGCGUCUUCCUACUAUUGUUCAGAAUCUUGGACUUGAGUAUGAUGAGAAGGUUCUUCCUUCGAUUGGAAAUGAGGUUCUUAAGGCGGUUGUUGCGCAGUUUAACGCGGAUCAGCUUUUGACGGAUCGGCCUCAGGUUUCGGCGCUUGUUAGGGAUAGUCUUGUUCGUCGUGCUAAGGAUUUCAAUAUUCUUCUUGAUGAUGUUGCUAUUACUCAUUUGUCUUAUGGUGCUGAAUUCUCUAGGGCCGUUGAGCAGAAGCAGGUGGCACAACAAGAGGCUGAGAGGUCUAAAUUUGUUGUGAUGAAGGCCGAACAGGAGCGUCGUGCUGCAAUUAUCCGUGCCGAGGGAGAAAGUGAUGCUGCGAAGCUGAUUUCUGAUGCUACUGCGUCUGCUGGUAUGGGGUUGAUUGAGCUUAGGAGGAUUGAGGCUUCCAGGGAAGUGGCCUCUACUUUGGCCAAGUCUCCUAAUGUCUCUUACCUUCCCGGUGGAAAGAACAUUCUCAUGGCUCUCAAUCCUUCCCGUUAA
Molecule: messenger RNA, 840 nt
Organism: Lathyrus sativus (Indian pea)
Lineage: Eukaryota; Viridiplantae; Streptophyta; Magnoliopsida; Fabales; Fabaceae
Source: the annotation of a GenBank genome assembly